This is a messenger RNA of Papaver somniferum (opium poppy), 2497 nucleotides long. RefSeq names its product seipin-2-like. NCBI's taxonomy places the organism in Eukaryota, Viridiplantae, Streptophyta, Magnoliopsida, Ranunculales, Papaveraceae. The transcript has 2 exons. Bases 616 to 2220 code for a protein of 534 amino acids. Gene Ontology annotation, cellular component: endoplasmic reticulum membrane. The record is from RefSeq and is a predicted model, not a curated record. Gene Ontology annotation, biological process: lipid droplet organization; lipid storage.
GGAGAUGGUCUUUUAGAUAUGAGGUCCUAUAUUUACUCUAUUUAUAGACCCCAUAAGUUAAAGGACUAAAUAAAAAUGACACAUAGGAUUUUUAGCAAUUAUGGAGACCCCAUGAUCUUUUGGAGAUGUUCUUACCAAGAAGAUCUUAUUUAGACUUUCUCUUCCCCACAUGACAUGUCACAUUUCCCAAUGACUGCAUUGAAAAUGAAAUUUUGGUGAAAAAAGUAGUAAAUUCUACGUGUCAUACCUUUUUAUGACCUCCACACCUGGCUAGCAUUGGAGAUGCUCGUAGUUCAUUCUAUAUACAAAAAUACAAUGAAAGGGACAAUGUUGCAAAGAAAGAUUAGAUAAGUGUUAUCGAUCAACGUAUCUUCUCAAUCCGAGUGCAAACUUACGCGCUUCAUGUCUUCAUGCAUGUUAAUAAUGCAUCUUAACGUCACCACCAUCUUCUUCCUAUAAAAACACCAUUUACGUUUUUCUCAUCACUUCAUCUUCUUCCUCUCCCCAAAUCAAAUGAAAAACUCAUCUUUCUUCCUUCUCUCCUGAGUUUUUCAUCCUAAUGAUGAAAACUAUCAGAAACUCUAACUUUAGAUCAACAUUUCCUCAUCCCCAUUAAUGGAGAAUCUAAAUAUAGUAUAUAACUAUAAUCACUCUGUUCCAUUCUUCGACUUCCUAGACAAUUUUCUUUUCAAAGACAAAAGAAUUAUGGCCAAAAAGGCUAAAGCAUUAUCAGGAGAAGAAUCAUUGCGAUUGUCGGAUAAUCUUUAUCGUCUUGAGUUCGUCGAAAAUGGAGCUGAUGAUGAGGUAAUUCUAUUCAAACUCAAACAAUCCUCCGAAUCACCACCCUUCACCAAAAGUACUUUUAGACGUCGUUCUUCUUCUCGUUCUAGCCGUAGACAGAGUUUUGAUGAUAUGAAGGAUUCUUGUGGUCCUAAAAAUUCCGUUCUGAUCUCGGAAAUGAGUAAAGCUGAUCAGAUUUCUAAUGAAAUGACAUUCCCUUCUGGAGAGAAAAAGGAAAAUUUUAUUCAUUUCGAAGAUAAAAAACAGGUAGACAAAUACCAGAAUCAUCAAGAAAUAAACCAAAGUUCUUACCAUUUAACAAACACCAAGGCAUUUGAUGAUUCUUUAUCAAACUAUGCUCUGGAUUUGGUUUCAGGACUAGUGAUCAAAACCAUUGGAUUUCAACUCAACUUAUUUAUCAAUUUCUUCACUUUUCCACUUUGGUUCAUGUAUUGUUCAUUCAUGUUUGUCACCAAUCCAUUAGGCUUUGUCAAAUGGAUUUUGAAACGAACAACUAGGAAGUUCUUGAAUUUGGGUGGUGGAAUUGUUCCAUUUUUGUUUUACAAAGUAACCGGAGAAAAAUCAAUUAGAAAGUUGGGAAUAAAACUCGCUUGGGGAUUGCUCUGGUCAGCUUAUGUAUUUGCUGUGCUGUUCGGCAUUCUACUGUCCGGGUUCGUAAUUGGUGGGCUUGUUAUGGGGCACAUUGUUGAAGAACCGAUUAAAACGACCGAGGUGUUGAAUUUCGAUUACACAAAGAGUGCGCCAGUUGCUCUGGUACCAAUUACUGGGUGUCCUAGUCAUGAAGGUGACAAGUUUGAAGUUGGAAAUUACGUUGUAGGCGAGCCUUCGAUGCGAGUAAUUCCUCCUCAUCGUAACUUGAAGCUAACAGUCUCAUUGACAAUGCCAGAAUCUGACUACAAUAGGAAUCUUGGGGUCUUUCAGGUUAGAGUAGAUUCAUUAUCAGCAAAUGGUAUAGUCACAACAAGUUCAAGAUACCCCUGCAUGUUGAAAUUCAAAAGCCAGCUCCUGCGAUUUCUCGGAACAUCCAUUAAGAGUCUUCCCCUCCUGGCAGGCUUUUCAUCGGAAUCUCAAGUUCUUGACCUUGAGAUGAGGCAUUUAGCUAAUGAGGAAAAUGAACCAACAUCUUGCUUAAAGGUGGUCCUUGAACAAAGAGCUCAGUACAAGUCUGGCGCCGGUAUACCUGAAAUAUAUGCCGCAUCCAUGGUUCUUGAAACAGAACUUCCUCUAUAUAAAAUGAUGAUUUGGAAUUGGAGGAAGACAUUAUUUGUCUGGAUAAGUUUGGUUUCAUUUAUGACGGAGUUGGUCAUGAUUCUUUUAUGUUGUAGACCUAUUAUUCUUCCAAGAGGAAAGCCAAGAUUUUCUAGUUCUGCUGCUAAAAUUGGUGCUGGAAAGACUAUGCCUCUUAUUAAAGACUGCUGAUGAGAAGACAAAGGGAAGAAGUUUAUUUGAAGUCAGCUUAGUGCGCGAAGAAGUUUAUUUGGGUUCACAUAGGGAAGGACUGCUUAGUGCGCGAAGAAGUUUAUUGUCAGCUGCCCACAUGUACUCUAGAUUGUUUGUUGUAAUAAUUUAUUUCGACUUGGCCGGUAUGCAAUUUGUACUAGUCUUAGCUUUUGUUGUUGUUGUAUCAUUUAUGAUCACUGAAAUGUAUGGUUGAUCAAAUUUUAAUCGAAUAAAAGUGCUAACUAGGUUUGAGCAA